CAAAGUGAAGCCACAUCGGCAACGAGGCCAAUCUCAUCUUCAUUUGAAGAUAUGGCCAAAGUAUUGCCCAUCAAGUUCAAGAGGAUAGCCGCUGCGUUCGACGAAGCGGCUCGGCUCUGUGAGAGCAGCGGGAGUGAGCAUUCGGCGCCGUCGGAGAGCUUUGCUGAUCUCUCUGAUCUCGUGACGUCGUUCAUGGAGAGAGAAGGAAGGGUUGAAGCCGGAGAGGAUAAUGAUGAUGAUGAUAAGUUGAGGAAGGAGGAGUGCGAGGGCAACGACUUCGACGAUUGCUGGUCCGAUUCCGAUGAGUCAUCGGUGAGGGAGACGUUGGAGGAGGUUUUCGCGAGGGAUUACAAUGGUGACGAAGUGAAGGCGAAGAUUGGAGCUGAAGUAGAUCUCGCUCACGAGUUCAUAGGGAGGGAUCGAGCGAAUAUGUCGUCGCAGGAUUUUAAGCGAUGCUUGAUGGCUCGUCUUCGCGACAGAGGCUUCGACGCCGGUCUAUGCAAAUCUAAAUGGGAGAAGACCGGCCGAAUACCAGCUGGAGAUUAUCAUUACGUCGACGUUAAUGUAAACAAUACUCGUUACAUUGCCGAGGUCUCCCUAGCAGAAGAAUUCGAAAUUGCUCGACCGACCGAUCGCAUCACUUCAUUGCUCAAAUCAUUUCCUCCCAUAUUCGUCGGCCAGCCCGAGGAGUUGAAGCAAGUGGUGAGGAUAAUGAGCACAGCAAUAAGGCGGUCCUUGAAGAAGAGGGACUUGCUUGUGCCUCCAUGGAGGAAGAAUGGCUACAUGCAGAACAAAUGGUUCGGCUCCUACAAGCGAACUACUAACAGGGUUUCAGAAGCCGGCAGCAUGGCCAAAUCUCAGGGCAGACAAAUUACGAAACACCUCAUCGGAUUCGAGGCCUCUAGAAUGAAGGAUUGUUUUUGCCGAGAAGAUUUUACAAGGAAGACUAGGUCGAGAAUGACCGGGAAUUUAACCGCGGUUUUCGGCGACCACAACACCAGUUUGCAUCUCUAGUUUGAGUCGCAGCAUAGGUUAAGGCUUGCUUGGUCAGAUGAUUGAAGUUUCUUUCCAUUUAUACCAUUUAUAUGUGAUUGUUUAUAGGGCGAGAUUGGUCGUCAACUCUUUACUUUUCAAGAUCUCCUCAGAACUCUCGAUCAGAAGUGGAACUUGAUCGUGCUGCCAGAGGAUGGACCUUUGUUGUUUCAAGAACUUCAAUUGGAAUCCUAAGCAAAAGGAGUCGAGACCCUAUGUCUAUAAUUGAAAUUUCGUUCCGACUAUGGGUCGACCCGCUUUAUUUCAAGACGCCAAUCUCGGACCCUUGAAACAUAGAGGGUUGACCUCUACACCAACGGGAUCGACUUCUAUUGCUAAGGGCUCCAUUUGGAGUUCUUGACUAAAAAAUGAAUCG
This is a messenger RNA of Eucalyptus grandis, 1408 nucleotides long. RefSeq lists its product as uncharacterized. The record is from RefSeq and is a predicted model, not a curated record. The transcript is spliced from 2 exons. NCBI's taxonomy places the organism in Eukaryota, Viridiplantae, Streptophyta, Magnoliopsida, Myrtales, Myrtaceae. The coding region runs from base 52 to 1014 and encodes 320 amino acids.